Colletotrichum higginsianum IMI 349063 is the source of this 3165-nucleotide messenger RNA. Its product is annotated as WD repeat domain-containing protein. Gene Ontology annotation, biological process: rRNA processing. The coding region runs from base 1 to 3165 and encodes 1054 amino acids. Gene Ontology annotation, cellular component: Pwp2p-containing subcomplex of 90S preribosome; small-subunit processome. Gene Ontology annotation, molecular function: protein binding. Lineage: Eukaryota; Fungi; Ascomycota; Sordariomycetes; Glomerellales; Glomerellaceae. The transcript has 3 exons. The record is from RefSeq and is a predicted model, not a curated record.
AUGCCUUCCACAAUGCCUCAUUCGGAGAACGACGGGCCGCUGGUCAAGCGCCAGAAGCUCACUGUCGUUUCCAAGUCUGCGACUGCCACGCGCCAGUCCUCCCGCAUCUUCGCACCCUUCCGAACUGUUGGUCUCGUCUCCCCCACGAACGUUCCUUUCACAUCAAUCCCCCUUGGAAAGACGACGUUCCAGAUUACGACUUCUGUUGGAAGAGCUCUGCAAACCUACGAUCUGAAGCGGGGCCUCAACCUCGUCUUCGUCACCCGUCCCCAGACGCCCGCCGACAUCACCGCGACGCUCGCGUGGAAAGAGAAGGUUUUCGCAGCAUGGGGCGACGCAAGGAAGGGCGAGAGGCAGGGUAUCUGGGCUUUCAAGCGCGGAAAGAAGGUCGAGGAGCUCGAGAUCCCCGGAGACCUCGACGAGCCCAUCCAGCAGAUCCUGAUCUUCGGGUCGUGGAUCGUAGGAUGCGCCGUGACGAGACUCGAAGUAUGGAAGUCGGCCACCCUGGAGCACUACACCACGCUUCACACCAUGGCUGGCAAGAAGGGCGCCAAUGAGAUUACCGGCGGUGUCACGAACAUGCCCACCUACCUCAACAAGAUCUGCGUCGGUCGCAAGGACGGCUGGGUCGAAAUCUGGAACGUCAGCACCGGCAAGCUCAUCUACACCAUUCUCCCGCCGACCCCCGACUGUGGCGCUGUCACAUGCAUGCAGCCUACUACUGCGCUCUCUCUGCUGGCCAUCGCCUACGCCAACGGCACCCUGGUCAUCCAGAACAUCCUGACCGACAAGCCAAUCGUGCUGCUGAAGGCUGGCCACGACGAUGAGCCCGUCACGUCCAUCUCUUUCAGAUCCGACGGGAUGGGGGCCGGUCAUGACGGCCGGAAAGACGGUGUCAUGGCGACCGCCACCGCUGCAACUGGAGACGUUACAUUCUGGGACCUCAACAACGGAGGCAGGGUCAUGGGUGUUCUGCGCAGUGCGCACAACCCUCCAUCCGGAAACGGCCCUCUGGUGCGGGGUGGUAUCAGCAAGAUCGAGUUCUUGUCGGGCCAACCCGUCGUUGUCACCAGCGGACGCGACAACUCGUUGAAGACGUGGAUCUUUGACGAGAGUCCCUUCUCGGCGAUCCCGCGUAUCCUGCACCAGCGCAGCGGACACGCCGCCCCCGUCAAGUGCCUGCAGUUCCUGCCCUCCGACUUCGAAGGUGCCGAUGCGGGUAACAAGUGGCUGCUCAGUGGUGGCCAGGACCGCAGUCUCUGGGGCUGGAGUAUGCGACGUGACGGCCAGAGCACCGAGCUCAGCCAAGGAAACAUCCGCAAGAUGGCCAAGAAGACGGGCAUUCUGUCCACCAAGGCUCUCGCGCGCGGCCCUACGACGACUCUGGAAGACCUGAAGGCCCCCGAGAUCACGUGCAUUGCCAGCUCCCUGAACCGCGACGGCGGCAUCGGCGCCAUACCCGGCAACCACCCCAUCUGGCAGAAGCACGGCAACACCAAGAAGCAGCUGGACGCCGAGGUCAGCGGGUCGACGGGCUGGGAGAGCGUCGUGACAGCACACAAGAACGACGCGUACGCCCGCACGUGGUUCUGGGGUCGGAAGAAGGCGGGUCGAUGGGCGUUCCCGACCGGCGACGGCUCCCACGUCUCGACGAUCGCCAUGAGCCCCUGCGGCACGUUCGCCCUCGUCGGCUCCGUCGAGGGCGGCCUCGACAUGUACAACCUGCAGUCCGGCCUCCACCGCCAGCGGUUCCCCUCCAAGCUCACUCCGGCACAGGCGAGGGCGAUGAAGAUGCAGCAGCUGAGGCAGGCCGACAACGUCGUGCAGCUGCACACGGAGAGGGACAGCCACUUCGCGCCGGGCACGGGCAGGCACACGAAGGCGAUCACGGGCAUCGUGGUGGACUCGAUGAACAAGAACGUCAUCACGUGCUCCCUGGACGGCAAGAUCAAGUUCUGGGACUUCCUCACGGGCAACCUCGUGCACCAGAUCAACUGGGCGCCGAUGACGGCGAUCACGGGCUGCAGAUACCACGCGGCCAACGACCUGAUGGCGUUUUCGUGCGACGACAACUCGAUCCGCGUCGUGGAUCUCGAGACGAAGAGGACGAUCAGAGAGUUCUGGGGUUGUCAGGGGGCCAUCAACGACUUCUGCUUCUCCAACGACGGCCGGUGGGUCAUCGCUGCGUCGCAGGACUGCGUCGUCAGGGUAUGGGACCUGCCGACGAGCCACCUCAUCGACGCCAUCCGGCUCGAGAAGGCGUGCACGGCGCUGGCCAUGUCGUCGACCGGCGAGUACCUGGCGGCGACGAUGGAGAACGAGCUCGGCGUGGCCAUCUGGACCAACAAGUCCCUCUUCACGCACGUGCCAACGCGACAGGUGUCGGACAAGGAGGCGGCGCUGCUCACGGGCCCGACAACGUCGGGCGAAGGCGGCGAGGGCAUGCUCGAGGCGGCCUUCAACGAGGACGAGGCGGACGGCGAGGACGAGACGGUGGUGGCGCCGACGGUGGACCAGCUCAGCGCGGAGCUGACGACGCUGUCGCUGGUCCCCAAGAGCCGUUGGCAGACGCUCCUCCACCUGGACCUCAUCAAGCAGCGCAACAAGCCGACAGAGGCGCCCAAGGCCCCGGAGAAGGCGCCCUUUUUCCUGCCGUCGGUCGGUUCCGGCAAGCAGCCGCAGCAGUCGAGCCUGAGCCUGCUCGAGGGCACAGCGGCGGCGGCGACCGAGGCCGAAGCCGCCACCUCGGAGUCCAAGUCCCGCAUCACGAAGCUCGAACGCGGCCGGAUGCAGGAGGCGUUCACCAGCAAGCUCAACGACGGUGCCAUCUCGGGAGACUUCGACGACUUCAUCAACCACCUCAAGUCCCUCUCCCCCUCGACGGCGGACCUCGAGCUCCGGUCCCUCUCGCCCGAGGAUGACGGGCUCCUGCGGUUCGUCCGGGCGCUGACGAGCCGGCUCGCCUCGCGACGCGACUACGAGCUCGUGCAGGCGUGGAUGACGGUGUUCCUCCGGCUGCACUUCGACCUCGUCAUGGGAGACGCGCAGCUGCUCGAGGCGCUGGGCGAGUGGAAGACGCUGCAGGAGCGCGAGGCCGGGCGGCUCGACGACCUGGUGGGCUACUGCAGCGGUGUCGUCGGCUUCCUGCGGAGUCCCAGGACGUGA